Osmia bicornis bicornis is the source of this 4479-nucleotide messenger RNA. Its product is annotated as dorsal-ventral patterning tolloid-like protein 1. The coding region runs from base 769 to 3474 and encodes 901 amino acids. Gene Ontology annotation, cellular component: plasma membrane. NCBI's taxonomy places the organism in Eukaryota, Metazoa, Arthropoda, Insecta, Hymenoptera, Megachilidae. Gene Ontology annotation, molecular function: protein binding. The record is from RefSeq and is a predicted model, not a curated record. The transcript has 16 exons.
GAGUUGAAAGAGAGGGGUGCAGUUGCCAUUGCGGGGGAUUCUGUCGUAUCAGUCGACUCUGUCACUUUAGCAACGUCCCUAUUUUAUCCCUCCGUGCAAUAAUCUUCGCAGUAGUCAAGUUCGCCUGUGCAACGUGCAUGCCGGGCGCGUGUACGCGGGCACCUACCCCCGAGAUCCGCGUACGCGUAAUAUGGAGUUUUCGCUAUUAUAUUUCGCCCCGUAUCUUGGCAUGCAAGCGUAACGAUAAAGAUGAUAUAUCGCAUCGAUGUCGUCCUGGUGCCACGAUUAUCAAUAAGCAAUUUGCCUUAUGCCCCUAUAAGAUCAAUAAGCAGAUUGCUCGACACGAGCCUGGACCGUAUACGGUGCAACCGAGUACCGCGAUUCGGAUAGAUACCGCGUUUGGUGGCUGUGUUUGUCGUUUUCGCGCAACCAUCGAUUUUCCUACGAUUCGUCCUCACCAUUCCUUGCUACCUUUCUCAAUUUCCUAAAUGUGCAAACUUGGAGAGCCACGAACCAUCGUGGCGUAAAGUGUGUGGCAUAAAGUUGGUGCACCCAAAAGAAGGGUGAAGUGUGCGAAACAGCUGGCCGGGCGGUUGAGCUACGACAGCGUCGUAUUGUUUAGUUUAUCGUUCGUACUCCUACGAACUUAUCGAAACGUUAAAUAAGAUUCGGGUGUUGAACUCGACCUACGCGUUCAAGAUGAUGUUCAGGAGCAAUUUUUCAUAUUCUUCCUAUGCGUGGAACAGAGAUUGACGAUAUGGAUGCAGUAUGGCUUCGGUAUUCUGGCAGGCUUCAGGGAAUAAUUUCAUUUCUUCCGCUUUUAUCUUGUUCUUGCUGCUCUGUCCUCGUAGCAGUACAGAAUGCGAUCAGAAGUUUAUAAGCACACCGGAUGGUGCAUUAAACGGAACUUUUCAUGCACCGACGUUGAUUAAUCCCGAAGGGGAUUCUCGGCAAUGCGUGUACACGUUUUUCGCUGGGCCGAGGCAACGGGUAGAAUUGGUUUUCACCUCGUUCGGUCUUCGAGGUGCGCCACCAGAUGGCGCCGCCGUCGGAGAAAUACCUGCUUGCGUCCACGAAUACAUCGACUUGUACAUGGAAGUUAGAUCCGAGAACACAAGCAAGUUGGUAGAUACGCCUUUCGGAGGACGUUACUGCGGUCCAAUACCACCUCGCAGGCGGAUUUCCCUAUACCAGGGAAUCGCCCUUAGUUUCUACACCGAUAAAAAUAUCACGUUACCCAGCCUCUUUAGCGGUACUUACGCGUUUGUCAAUGCAUCGGAAUACGAAGUAGGAACGCCAGCUCCUAGCACGCCGUGUUCUUUCACGGUAAAUUCGGAAAACAAGCGUAACGGCAACAUAUUGUCUCCCACGUAUCCGGGAACUUAUCCGAAGGGACUGGUGUGUAGCUAUAAGUUUAUCGGGAAAGACAGCCAACGAGUACGCUUGGAGUUUCGAGACUUUGAUUUGUUCUUUGGAGGUCCACACUGUCCGUUGGAUUACGUUAAAGUGUACGAUGGUUUGGACAAUAGCUCCGCUGUUAUUGGAACUUAUUGCGGUCAGCAACGAAACUUGGUAUUAUACUCUUCGGAGUCUAGUUUAUACGUACUCUUUUCUACUCUUCAACGUACAGCAAACACGCAAAAUCGAGGAUUCAAAGGUAUCUUUGAAUUCUCCGAAAGUUUCGUCAAAUUAGACUUCAUAACCGCUUACAAGGGUGAGCAUAUUCGAGGAUCGGAAUGCGACCAAAAAAUUUUGAGCAGAAAGGAGUCCUCUGGAUACGUCGUUAGCCCAAACUUUCCGUAUCCGUACAUACCGAAGGUGGUAUGUCGGUAUUUUGUAUAUGGAAUGCAAGACUCGCAACAUCUCGAGCGCGUUCGAUUAGAAUUCAUAACAUUUAAAAUACCCAAAAAUAAAACAAUAGGAGAUUCGUCGUGUACCGAUGGUUACUUGAAGUUGUAUUUAAAAGGACAAGAGGCGACCGAUUCAUACGAUAAAUUCGAUUAUGAAUUAUGCGGUUUGAAGAGCAAUCCGAGCCACGUAGUUAGCGAUGGUCCGAGACUCGUGAUGGUAUUUAGCAGCGGAGAAUCUCAAGGACAAGGUUUUAAAGCACGGUACAAUUUCGAAACGGAGUACAAGAUACCAGGUACCGCGGCUCCAGACGGUAGCUGCACGUUUACGUACCGCAGUUCCUCGCGUAAAAAGGGAGACUUUAAUUCUCCGCGGCAUCCCAGUAAUUACCCAAGCGACACAAAUUGUACUUACUUUUUUUUAGCAACGCCGAACGAACAAGUUACCUUGAUAUUCGAUUACUUUAAAGUUAGAACGAAAAAUAUAAACAUGACUGUCGGCCACUAUGGGCUGAUUGCCUGCCAAGACGAUUGGUUAGAAAUCUACAAUAUGUAUCGGGACGAUACAGAAAAAUUAAUAGGCAGAUAUUGCGGUAGUACAGCGCCGGGACCUGUAGAGUCGAAUCUCGGUGCACUUGGCUUAAAAGUGAUCCUUCAUUCGGAUUCCGAGCUCGUUUACAGCGGCUUCAAAGCGCGUUACACUUUCGAAGUGGCCAAACCUAUUUUCGGAGAUUGCGGCUCGAAUAUAAGUAGCGUUAAUUACGGAAUCAUUGCCAGUCCAAAUUUUCCGAACAAGUACGACGGUCCUGCAAGAAAUUUUGCUAGCAAAACUUGUAACUGGUUUAUAAGAGUUCGAGCGAACCAUCAAAUACUGUUAAACUUUGAACUAUUUUCAGUAGAGGGUGAUCAGCUAGUUCGUGGCUGUCCAGCUGCGGUGUUACGUAUGUGGUAUUCUGCGUUGACAACGCCGGUCGAGUUGUGCGGCGUGAAGACACCGGACAUUAAAUGGACCUACUUGUCCGAGGAUAAUAACAUGCGCCUUAGCUUUAUCUUGGCCGACAAAGCGGUAGGGCAACAAGGGUUCAGAGCUACGUGGACCGAAGUCAGUACAAAUGGCAGCUGCCAGGAUCAGUUUUUGUGCAGCAUAAGUAAAUACUGCAUUGCCGAAUCACUUCGGUGUAAUAACAUUUAUAAUUGUGGCCCGGCUGAUACUUCGGACGAGGAAAACUGUGGUACAGUUGUACAGACGUAUAAUUAUGCUGUUCCUGCGAGUUAUGCCGUUGGUACGGUUUUGGUAGCAGUGAUCGUUUGCCUGUUUUAUCAUCGAAAAUUAAAGAAACGAGUUCAGGCUGACCAUCUCGAUCAACUACGGCAGCGAAUGGAUGAAAAGAAUCACCGUUAUCAUAACGAGAAUUUACUACAACAUCAUUUAAUUCAACAGCAUAAUCAUCAGUAUCAUAGUCAUUAUCAUCAGCAUCAUCAUCACAACCAUAAUCAGCAGCACCAGCAGCAACAGCACUAUCAAGACUCAACGAAUAAUUUCGAUAUAAGAUAUCAACUGGAAUCAUCGGUUAGUCUUGCGAGCGAAAGCGAAGCCGAAGAAGCUAGCAGUCUCAACAGCGUGUGACAUUGCGUGACAUUUUGUUCAAACUUAACGACCAUCGAUCAUCGAUCAGUUUCUUCCGUUCGCGUUCUAUCAUUCUUCAAUGAACAAUUGUAGCUCGAUCGGCCGACAAAUUUUCUUUACCUAGUUCAUUGCAUCGAAGCCGUCUUCGGUUUACUUCGACUUGUGCCGACUUACUUCGAUUUUGGACGAAAACGAAAUUCAUCGUUGUGGUUCAUAGAGAAACAUGUGUUCCAAUAAUAUAAACUGUACGGAUUCUAUCAAACUAUUCGUACGUGAUCGAAUGUACGAAAAACAAUUUUCAUUUUGUAAAACGUACAUACGUUAAACACAACUGGCAUUCUAGCCAAGUCCUAAGGUUUUUAACAAAGUUGAUGUGCGGCGCGUUUAACGAACUCUGUUUUUUUCUGUAAAUUCGUGUGCACUAGGGAUGUGCGGGUACCCGAUAAUACGGAUCCACCCGAUACAUGCGUGCAAUCGGGUAGCCCGACUAUUUCGGAUCAGGUCGGAUAAAGUCGGACAUAUUCGGACGAGCUCCCGCGGUCCGCGACCCAAUUCUGAUGUAUUUGUUAAUGUUUGGAAUAAGCAUGUUCAAAAUCUAUUUUGUAUAGAAUGAACAUACAGGUGACAUGGAAUGAAAUUCAUUUCAAAUAAAUUCGUUACAAGCAUCAUAUUUCCUCAUAAAGAUUAUCUUAUUUCAAAAUUCCACAUAAAACAGAUUUUGCACAUGCUUAUUAUAAGUAUUAACAAGUACAUAAGAAUUAGGCCGCGGCCCGCGGUAGCUCGUCCGAAUCUGUCCGACUUUAUCCGACCUGACCCGAAACAGUCGGACACCCGCCCGAGCCCGCCCGAUGUUUUCCGAAGCGACCCGAAUAGUUGGAAACCCGACAUAUUAGUCGGCCCGCACGUCACUAGUGUGCAGGCGUCUAUUAUGUAUACCGCAGGUCACCAGAGUCCAUAACUGCGAAAAGACCAGUUUUCGUUCUUCGCGCAUCUCUAGUACGCAUC